Molecule: messenger RNA, 3763 nt
Organism: Eriocheir sinensis (Chinese mitten crab)
Lineage: Eukaryota; Metazoa; Arthropoda; Malacostraca; Decapoda; Varunidae
Product: prolyl endopeptidase FAP-like
Exons: 18
Coding region: 516-3047 (843 amino acids)
Biological process (GO): proteolysis
Molecular function (GO): dipeptidyl-peptidase activity; serine-type peptidase activity
Source: RefSeq, a predicted model, not a curated record
GCGUGGUCGUGUGGCCUGCGCGCGGGUGCAUGUUCUGGCGUGGUUCUGAGGCAAAGCGGCAAAGCAUACCCUGCUCUACCUCUCUUUCUCUGCUCCUCUCCCACCUGUGUGUCGUUCAUAAGAGUAGCAUCGCUCCGCGUCGCCACCACUAGUGUCUGAUGUAAACUAAAUGACCCGUUUGAACUCGGAAAAGCGUGCCAAUGUCGGACAGCUGAGUGACACCGCGCGCUCGUGUCUGUGUUUGAGUGUGGAAACUUGGGAUUUGUGGUGAAUAUACGGCGAUAAUUCAGCUUUCGUACUCUGUUUCUAGGAUCUAAAGUGUACCCGUGAACUCUGUGAACCCUUAAACGAAACAAAGAAACUGAUUACUAUUGGAAAACACAAAAGAAACUCAACAAACACGGAAAACUUUUAUCUCAAGCUCGUUUUCAUUCGUCGGCGGUGAGAGGUUGAUCGAGUGGAGACCGCAGGUGUUACUGGGAAGCCCGCCACACCUGUCGCAGGGAGGGGGCGCCAUGGCCAGCAUCGGCAAGCGUCUGUCUGCCCUCACCUCCUACGGGAACUUGGACGGGGAGCGAGGAGCCAACAGCGGGCCUUCCUCCGUCACUUCCUCGAACCCCGCCUCCCUAAAUGCUUCCGCGACAGGGGAGUCCAUGGAGCUGGUGGGGUCGACGCGGCCGCGGGUAUGGAGGAACCUGCUGCUGGCCACCGUGGGCGUAAUGCUGGUGGUGGCCGCCGCCAUCGCCACAGUCAUCCUCACCCGCAGCUCGACGGUCGCGGCGCCUAAGGCCGAGCCCCUCAAGGCCCAGGCGGGCGGGAUUGACCUCAUCGAGUUCAUCAACGGCACCUUCUCUACGUUUUCCUUCAAUGGUACCUGGAUCUCAGACACCGAGUUCCUGUACCGCUCCGCCGAAAAUAGCCUCAACAUCUACCACGUCGACACGCAGACGUCGGAGGAGAUUCUCAGCCAGGAGGCCAUGAACGAGUGGAGGCCGUUCAAGUACAGCCUCUCGCCCAGCCGUAAAUACCUCCUUGUGGCUCAUGAUGUACAAAAGUUGUUCCGGUAUUCGUACCUGGCUCGCCACACUGUGCUGAACCUGGCAACUGGGGAGAGCAUACCGCUGGCCCCGACCCGCGUAAGGAACAGGAAUGAUCAGCCGCCUCUGUUGUUCGCCACCUGGGCGCCAACCAACGACGCCCUGGCCUUUGUGUCCCAUAACGACGUGUACUACACCACCGGCCCGGACCUCGAGACCAUGUACAGGAUCACCGACACGGGCCAGAUCGGCAGCAUCUUCAACGGCAUCCCCGACUGGGUGUACGAAGAGGAGAUCCUGAGCUCCAACGCCGCCCUGUGGUUUUCGCCUGAUAGUGGCCGCAUCGCCUUCGCCACCUUCAACGACUCCCGCGUGGACACCAUGAACUUCCCACUGUAUGGCCGACCGGGAGACCUCUCCUUCCAGUACCCCAUCCAGCAGUCCAUCAAGUACCCCAAGCCUGGACGUGCUAACCCUGUCGUGGAUCUGUGGGUGGUGGACCUCAAUAAGCUGAUCAUCGGUGCUGCCGACACCGUCACCCGCCUGCCCCCUCCCACUUCUCUGGCUGCCAUUGACCACUACUUUACUGCUGUCAGCUGGUCCACGCCAAAGAAGAUUUCUGUUAUCUGGAUGAACAGGCAUCAGAAUGUGAACACAAUCAGCAUUUGUGCAGCAGACACUGGCGUCUGCAACGACGACUUGGUUCAUGAAUCCCCAGACCACGCCUGGAAUGACCUUUACACGGCACCCAAGUUUGAUUCUGCGGAUGGAGACUCCUACCUCAUUAUCCUCCCCACACCGCAGCAGGACAAAGGCAACUUCAAGCACAUUACUCUUCGCCGCUCCUCCGACAAGACCUUGACUCCACUAACAACAGGAACCUACGAGGUGGUGGAGAUUCUCUCAUGGGAUGAGAAGAAUAACAUCAUAUUUUUCAUUGCGGCUCCUUCAGGGAAGCCCGGCCAGAGACACUUCUACUAUGUUGGGGACCUUAACUCCAAACAGCCAAAGCAAGCCUACUGCAUCACUUGUGGCUUCAAGAAUGACUUCAAUGAGGAGUGCAACUACAAUGCUGUUGAGAUGAGCGAAGACAACACAUACUAUGCCCUGACCUGCAACGGCCCGGGCAUCCCCCAGGUCACUGUCCACCGCGCCACAGACCACGCACGCCUCAUGCUGCUUGAGGACAACCAGGAGGUUCGUGAGCGCCUGCUGGACCGUCAGCUGCCCCUGGAGAAGCGUCUGGAGAUUGAUAUUGAGGGAGGCUUCAAGGCCCAGGUGUCCAUGAAGGUGCCGCCAGACUACAACCCAACCCGCUUCCAGUCCUACCCCAUGCUGGUCUAUGUGUAUGGAGGUCCAGGAUCCCAGCUCGUGAGUGACCGCUUCAGGAUCGACUGGGGCGAUUACCUGGCAUCUGAGAGGGGCAUCAUCUACGCCUCCAUUGAUGGCCGUGGCUCUGGCUAUUCUGGCGACAAGCUGCUACACACUCUGUAUUACGGCCUUGGAACUGGCGAGGUGGAGGACCAGCUGGCUGUCACUGCUGCUCUGCAGAAGAACUUCCCAUUCAUUGACUCUUCCCGCACUGCCAUCUGGGGCUGGUCUUACGGAGGCUACGUCACUGCCGCCGCUCUCUCCAGGGACGUCAACAAUGUCUUCAAGUGUGGCAUCUCAGUAGCACCCGUUACUUCAUGGAUUUAUUACGAUACGGUUUACACUGAGCGGUACAUGGGGCUGCCAACCUUAGAUGACAACUUUGAUGCAUACAAUAAUUCUGAUGUGACCAAAAAUGUGGACAACUUUAGAAACAAGGAGUUCUUCCUGAUCCACGGGACAGCUGACGACAACGUUCACUACCAGCAGUCCAUGAAGCUCUCCAGAGCACUGGAACUUGAAGACAUUCUAUUCAGGUCGCAGAGUUACCCUGAUGAGAACCACGGGCUGGCUGGUGUCAAGAAGCACCACUACCACUCCAUGGAGAACUUCCUUGACCAGUGCUUCAACAACGUCUGAUCCCACAAGAGAUCGCCCUCGGAGGAACUACUUGUCCACCACAUCCUCUGGCAGCCGUGGUCCGCGCUGCCUCAGACUCAGCGAUUCCAUUACAUCAUUUCAUAAUUUCCAUUCAUCUUCCUUGCAAUUCCUUAUAUUUUUAAUGAGUACAAUUAUGUUGAAUUCAAUUAUAUUUUUGGCACUUUAUAUUCAGACAUUUUUAAAAAAGGUUAAACUCUGGGGUGUGGUUUUUAAUGGUAUCCAUUUUAAUUUGAUAUACAAUACAAAAACUCCUUUGCUGUGUAUCCACUCAGCAUUCCUUCACAUCUCAUUACAAGACAAGACUAGUUUGCCAAGUAUACAUAUUGUUAGUUCAAGUACUACAACAUAACUAGCGAGAUGACACAGCUACAGCCUUCACAUCUACUUCUACAGUUUUACCUUUAGUCAUCAGUACAUUCCAUUUCAUUACCUGCACCAUUCCAAACUGGAAAUGAGUAUCCUUCAUGAAGAACAAUAUGCUUUCAUACCCUGACUGGUGUCUUCUCUCCUGAUUAUAUGCUCUUGACUUUCAAAUGCCAUGUUUAAAUUGUUCCCUAGGUAACAGCUAACGGCUAGGGGACUCCCAUGUCAUACAGGCAGUGCACAGCGCUGUUGUGAUGGAAAUCUUUUAAAGAAAACUUAAGGUGGAAAACAGGUAGUUCUUUGAUUACAAAAUAAAGUUAUAGAUUUUUUAA